Acaromyces ingoldii is the source of this 1517-nucleotide messenger RNA. RefSeq lists its product as hypothetical. Bases 58 to 1254 code for a protein of 398 amino acids. Lineage: Eukaryota; Fungi; Basidiomycota; Exobasidiomycetes; Exobasidiales; Cryptobasidiaceae. The transcript has a single exon. The record is from RefSeq and is a predicted model, not a curated record.
ACUUGGGCUAUAUAUAAGCCGGCGUGUGUCGUGCAAGAAAACCAGACAAACGCAGCAAUGAUGGCGCACCACUACAAUCCAGCCCCGCAGUUCGAUGCCUCGACUCCUCAGCAGCAGCAGCAGCAGCGACCACUCAGACGUGGCAGUCCAGCACCGAUGAUGGGCCAGCACCCGCAGUCUAAUAUGUACAGCAACCAGUACAGGCCAGACCUGCGCGCCCAUCAGCGCGUUCCGAUGGGAUGGGCCCCCUCGUCGGCCCAGAGCAGCCUACCACCUCCGGCAUCUCACAGCAGAAUCUCCUCGCCGGGCUAUGCUUCUUCGUCCAGCUAUGCAUCGGCGCCCAGCGAUGCAGCAUCCAGCUACGUGUCCGCGCCCAGCUACGCAUCCACGAUCUCCAUCUCGGCCGAACAGGCGCAGGCUGCCAUCGAGCGGUUUGGGUCCCCCUAUGCGACAAAUGCAGACUGGCGUCCAAGCGCGCACCUCGAGCCUCGCCUCAGCGUGCUCCCUUCGCUUGGCAUUGGCACGCGCAUCAAGCAGCGCUUCGCACGCUCUGCGGGGGACAUUUGGAACCCGCCCUGUCCGUGCUUUGUGCGGGCAGUGCAUCCCGGCGCCAUUCACCGCGGCAGUGCUUUCCAGCCGGUGCGAUGCAAGGGCAAAGGGGAACUGGCCUCGGAUGGAUUUGAGCCGGUGUUUCCCGGCAACAUCCUGGGGCCCCGCGACGUGUCGGCGGCGGACUGGCACCGCUUUCUGCAGGAUCUCGAGGUGUCCGGCCGGCUCACGGGUGCGCAAGAGGUGAUUGCGGGUGUGGCGCCGCUCACGAUGCACAUGGGCGCCACGGGCUACUUUGUGACCAAGGCCAUCAAGAAGAGCAUGGCACGCAAGCGCGAGCCCGUCAUCUUUGAGACGGUCGAGACGUGGAACGAGCGCUUCUUCCUCCCGCGCGGGCUCGACGUCUACAUCCGCAACAAGACCGAGCGACUCACGGCGACGUCCGUCGGUGGCCUCAUCGCGCCGCUGUCGGAGCAAGAGUGCGCCUCGCAUUCUAGACCCGGGCAUUCCCGCACCAGCAGCGUGAGCAGCGACGACUCCAGCGCCUCCGACAGCUCAAAAGAGAAGAGGCAAAGGAAGAAGCGAGAAAAGGCGGAAAAGAAGGAACGGAAAAGGGUCAAGAAGGAAAACAAGAAGAAGGGCAGCCUCGCGAUUGUCAUUGCGCCCGCUUUCUAUGCUUCCUCGCUGCCCCGGGCUGGAUCCUAGUUGUCAUCAUUUGCGACGUGCAGAUCCAUACUUGGCCACGUUUCCUUGACCGAGUGUGUGCUACCGAUGACUGCUUGCCCGACGCAGGCGCAUACAGUCUGAGGAGAGCCCAGAGAGUAUCAGCAGCGAGAGCAGUAGAGUUGCGUCAAGUAGACUUGUACAGGCAGCGUGAAGCAGCAAGCAGACAGACAACCAAUGGCUAAAACUUCACGUGGCAUCUUUGAUGCGAUAAGUUACUCGGUGUAUCUAAACGCAGAGGCCCC